AUGAUAAACCCCACGGACUGGCAGAAACCCCUCACUAUUUUCCUUUACUUUGUUCUUUCUCUUUCCUCUUUUGUCAAUGGACAAUCCGACUCAAAGAUCAAGGAUGUUGGAGCCCAGGCCUUUGCAUUCGAUCUCGGCGGUGUCGAAUUGACCCAAGACCGCUUCCUGGACAACCAAGGCCGUACCCUGAAAUAUUUGAAAGAAAUAGACGUUGACAGAUUACUUUAUGUCUUCCGGGAAACCCACGGACUAUCUACACAACAGGCAACGCCUAAUGGUGGCUGGGAUGCUCCGGAUUUCCCAUUCCGUUCGCAUGUCCAGGGACAUUUCCUCACUGCCUGGGCUCAAUGCUAUGCUGUACUCCGCGACCAAACAUGUUAUGACCGAGCGAUCUACUUUGCUGCUGAGCUUGCAAAAUGCCAGGCCAACAACAAGGCUGUUGGUUUCACGGACGGAUAUGUAUCUGGAUUUCCAGAAUCCGACUUCGCAAAACUCGAGAAUGGCACUCUGACAAACGCGAAUGUCCCGUAUUACGCGGUACACAAGACUCUUGCAGGCCUUCUCGAUAUCUGGCGCUUGACAAAUGACACUACCUCUCGAGAUGUCUUACUGUCCUUGGCCAGCUGGGUCGACAAACGCACUGAAUCGUUCAGUUACGAGGCAAUGCAAAAAUUAUUACAAACCGAAUUCGGCGGUAUGAAUGAGGUGUUGGCCGACCUCUACCACCAAACAGGUAACGAGAGAUGGCUUACUGUUGCCCAACGCUUUGAUCAUGCCAUUAUAUUCGACCCCCUCGCAGCCAACAAAGAUGAGUUCGACGGUCUACACGCAAACACUCAAGUACCAAAGUGGAUUGGGGCCGCUCGCCAAUACAAAGCCACCGGAAAAUCCCGCUACCUUGAUAUUGCCCGCAACGCCUGGGAAAUCAAUGUCAAAUCACACACGUACGCGAUUGGCGGUAACAGCCAAGCCGAACAUUUCCAUUCUCCAAAUGCUAUCGCCGCCUAUCUUCGAAAUGACACAUGUGAAGCAUGCAAUUCCUAUAACAUGCUCAAGCUGACUCGCGAGCUGUGGCUUCUCGAUUCUGAUAAUUCGGCGACCCCCCAUGACCACCACGGCCACAUCACUUACUUCACCCCUCUCAACGCUGGAGGUCGCCGCGGUGUUGGUCCCGCCUGGGGUGGUGGUACUUGGAGUACGGACUACGACUCAUUCUGGUGCUGUCAAGGAACGGCACUCGAGACAAAUACCAAGUUGAUGGACUCGAUCUACUUUUACAAUGACUCGACAUUGUUUGUCAAUUUGUUCAUGUCUUCUGUCCUGAAAUGGCCCGAGAUGGGUAUUACCCUGAAACAAUCUACGACUUAUCCCGUCGGCGAUAAAUCAAAACUGGAAGUUUCCGGAAGUGGUCGUUGGACAAUGAAUAUCCGCAUCCCUGCGUGGGCAUCAAGCGCGGAGCUGACACUAAACGGAAAGGCUUUAUCAAACGUUAAGGUUAAUCCUGGGACAUACGCUCAAAUCUCGCGCACAUGGGCCGAUGGAGAUAUUGUUGAAAUCCGCUUCCCCAUGAGUCUUCGUACGGUGGCUGCAAAUGACAAUUUAAGUAUGGUUGCAAUUGCGUAUGGGCCAACUAUUUUGUGUGGUAAUUACGGCGACCAGACACUGAGUGGUACGCCUACUCUCGCCCUUGACUCUAUCAAGCGCUCCGGGGCUUCCAGUCUUGACUUUACUUCCACUGCCGACGACAAGGAUGUUUCACUGAGUGCUUUCUAUGAUGCCCAGGGAUACAAUUAUAACGUAUACUGGACUACCACGGGAAGUCUGCAGGCUGCAUAA
Penicillium verrucosum is the source of this 1836-nucleotide messenger RNA. RefSeq lists its product as uncharacterized. The record is from RefSeq and is a predicted model, not a curated record. NCBI's taxonomy places the organism in Eukaryota, Fungi, Ascomycota, Eurotiomycetes, Eurotiales, Aspergillaceae. Bases 1 to 1836 code for a protein of 611 amino acids. Gene Ontology annotation, biological process: carbohydrate metabolic process. The transcript is spliced from 2 exons.